Molecule: messenger RNA, 471 nt
Organism: Prunus armeniaca (apricot)
Lineage: Eukaryota; Viridiplantae; Streptophyta; Magnoliopsida; Rosales; Rosaceae
Source: the annotation of a GenBank genome assembly
AUGCUUGUAUCUCCAUGGCGUCUCAUGUUAUCUACGCAAGCCAAUCUCUUUCUGGGAACCAGACAAUUACCUCUCCAAGUGGCAUUUUUGAGCUGGGUUUCUUCACACCAGAAGGAACCAUCUGGUGGCACGCACACAAUGACACUGGCUGGAGCCACAGUUCAUGGCGCAAUAUUUGUGUAUCCAAAACGUGGAGCUGGCUAUCCUUUUCCCAAGCCUCGUGAAGAAGAGGAUAAGGCAUUGGGUGAUAUAGUUGUGGAUGGUAUGGUUGGGGAUAAUACAAAUGAGAUGGCGGCUGAUAUAAAUAAGGAUGAUGCUAAUAAGUCGGAUACUGAUGUGAAGAUGGAGUCUGCUGGGAAGGUGACUGAUGCUGGGAGGGAGAACGAUGUUGGUUGGAUGAAUGCUGCUGAGAGGAUGAACAUUGCCACUGGGAGGGUGAUUGCUCUUGUGAGGAAGACUGUUGAUGUGUAG